AUGGCAUCCACAAGGCACCGCCGCCUUGUGAUAUGCUUUUGGGGAAUACUCCUCCACGCGUUGAGAGGCGUGACAUGUGAAGCGGAACUGUCUUUCACACUGGAGCCCAAUGACAUCAUUGCAGUGCAAGAACAGCCCCUGAUGCUGCACUGUCAGGUGGUGGGAAUCCCCCCCAUCACAACUCAGUGGAGGCACAACGGCCUGCUGCUUUCUCAGGACCAGCACCACACCACCUUCUUCAAUGGGUCUCUGCUCAUCACCCACUUCCUCAAGACCAAAUCUGACGGGACCUCUGACGAGGGCGACUACGAAUGCAUGGCCCAGAACUCCUUUGGGCUCGUAGUGAGCCGCAAGGCCCGAGUACAGGCAGCAACGAUGGCAGACUUCCAUGUGCAGCCGGAGUCCGUGCAGGCGGAAGAGGCAGGAGUGGCCCGGUUUCAGUGCCAGAUCCAUGGGCUGCCCGAGCCCGUCAUCAGCUGGGAGAAAGACAGGCAACCUGUGGACACUGGCGACAAGAGAUACACGCUGCUGCCCACCGGCGUUCUCCAGAUCACUGGGGUGAGAGAGGAAGACAGAGGGAGCUUCUGCUGCGUGGCCCACAACAGUGCUGGAGUCAAACACAGCACUGAAGCACUCCUCACUAUUUCAGCCUCGCAGUCCGCUGUUUACAAAGAGCCCAUGAUCCUGGUCGGUCCGGAGAACCUCACCCUUACCGUGCACCAGACGGCCAUCUUGGAGUGCAUCGCCACGGGAUACCCUCGGCCAAUCGUGUCCUGGAGCAGACUAGAUGGGCGUCCCAUCGGAGUGGAGGGGAUCCAGGUACUGGGCACGGGAAACCUGAUGAUCUCAGAUGUGGGGGUGCAGCACUCUGGGGUCUAUGUGUGUGCGGCCAACAAACCUGGCACCAGAGUGCGACGUACGGCUCAGGGACGACUUGUGGUUCAAGCUCCUGCAGAGUUCAUCCAGCCUCCCCAGUCCAUCGCUCGGCCGGUGGGCACCACGGCCAUCUUCACGUGCCAGGCCCAGGGCGAGCCGGAGCCACACCUGACCUGGCUCAAGAACGGACAGAUCCUGGAGCCGGGAGGCCACGUGAAACUCAGGAACAACAACAGCACGUUGAGCAUUUAUAGCAUCAGCCAGGAGGAUGAGGCCAUAUACCAGUGCAUCGCCGAGAACACAGCAGGCUCCACUCAGGCCAGUGCGCGCCUCACCGUGUUGUGGGCGGAUGGGCUGCCCGGCGUGCCCAGCGAGGUCCAGGCGGAGGCGCUGUCCCCCUCCUCCAUCCUGGUGUCGUGGAGGGAGCCGGAGCAAAACACUCAGGACAUCAUCGGAUACGUGCUUCACAUCCGCAGAAGCUCAGACCCAGUCGAGAUGGAGUACGAAGAGGCGGUCAGCAAGGUGACGCUUCAGCAGAUCAUCAGGGAUCUGGAGCCUUCCACCAGCUACACCUUCUACGUCAAGGCCUAUACCUCCCAUGGGGCCAGCAAGCAGUCAGCCAGUGUCACCCGGAGCACGCACGGGGAGGUGCCAGCCCCUCCAUCUCUCUACACCAAAGUCUUGAACAGCAGUGUGAUCCAAGCAUCCUGGGACCCCUCCGUCAAAGUGGGUCAACAACACGGCUACAAGCUCUUCUACCGACGCGCCCACUCUCCGGCCUUCACUGGACCCAUUAGCUUCCCGCGCAACGUCACCCAAUACAGCAUCACUCAGCUCGAUUCCUCCCUCGUCUACGAGAUAAAACUGCUUGCGUACAACCAACAUGGGGAUGGGAACGCCACUGUUCGAUUUGUUUCGCUCCGGGAAGCCUUGGAGAAAUCUGUGCUGGACAACCCAUGCGACUGCGUAAAAGACGAGCACAGCCGAACAUCCGCCACCGGGAUAAUAAUUGGCAUCCACAUCGGCGUCACCUGCAUCAUCUUCUGCGUGCUUUUCCUGGUGUUCAGCUACCGCGGCAGGUUAAUGAUGUGCAAGACGGCGCAGGCCACCCCCCAGGCCGGACACAGCGCGGCCAUCGAGUCCUCUUCCCAGGGGGCCGUGGGGCUGAACGGAGCUGCCAGAAGGGAGGUGGAGGUCAAUGGCAGCGUGGUGGGGAAGAAACCAGUUGACAGCAAUGAGUUAGAGAGACUUUUCAACCAAACAAACGGGCAGGACACACAUAUGUUGAACCGCACAGCCCCCUCUGGUCCUAACGACACUCAGCUCUCCACAAUCCUUUUGGACGAGUUCUGCGUGGAGCGAGAAGCAGAGACCCUGUUCCACCAGCCCCCUGCUGCCCCGGCGGAGCGGCAGGACCAGGGCUGA
Molecule: messenger RNA, 2301 nt
Organism: Knipowitschia caucasica
Lineage: Eukaryota; Metazoa; Chordata; Actinopteri; Gobiiformes; Gobiidae
Source: the annotation of a GenBank genome assembly